Molecule: messenger RNA, 2277 nt
Organism: Ictalurus furcatus (blue catfish)
Lineage: Eukaryota; Metazoa; Chordata; Actinopteri; Siluriformes; Ictaluridae
Gene: mphosph10
Product: M-phase phosphoprotein 10 (U3 small nucleolar ribonucleoprotein)
Exons: 10
Coding region: 34-2166 (710 amino acids)
Biological process (GO): rRNA processing
Cellular component (GO): sno(s)RNA-containing ribonucleoprotein complex; small-subunit processome; Mpp10 complex
Source: RefSeq, a predicted model, not a curated record
CACGUGCACUGCUGGUCCCAUGCGUGUGCAGCCAUGGCGAAUGGGGCUGUACAUAACACGCUGGAGAAAUGUUUACAGAUUUUAAACAGCAAUACAGCGCAGCCUGAGUUGUUUCUAAAUGUACAGGAUGGCUUGGCUGCAGACUUCACAUCCCUCACAAAGACCCUGUAUGAUCUGCACAAAGCCCAUGAACCGAAAGGGUGGAUGGGGAGUCCGCUGGACCAGCUGGUGGUGGAGAACUUUGACGAGGAGCAGAUCUGGCAGGAACUCGAGCUUCAGAACACGGCUGUGCUCGCUCACUUUGAGGACUCAGUAAGCAAGGCGGUCACAGAUGAUACGCUGACUCUUUUAGAAGAAUCCGAGGAAGAAGAAGAGGAGGAGGAUGAUGGUGUAGGUGAGCAGGAUCAGGAGGAUGAUGAUGAGGAGGAGGAGGAAGAUGAGGAGGAGGAGGAGGAGGAGGAGGAAGAUGAGGAGGAGGAGGAAGACAAAAGAAAAAACCGGUUUAAACCCAAAUCAUCUGCGUCCGAUGACGAGGAGGAGCUUUACGAUGAGGACUCGGAUAUCGACUUUGACGUUGAUAAAUUUGAAAAACAAUCCAAGCAAAAAAAGAAACCAGAAACCAAGAUACCUACAUCUAGGACUGUGUCAGUAGUGGACGAUCAGUUUUUUAAACUGUCAGAAAUGGAGGCUUUUCUGGAUGAUAUGGACAAGAGGGAAGGGAAGGAACCUGCUGGUGAGGAAAUUGACUACUUUCAGGACCUGCCCUCAGAUGAGGAGGAUGAACUGGUAUUUGAUAAACCUGCUGCAUCGAAGAGUAAGGAAAAGUCGACAAGUUCCAGAGAUGUGAAAUACAAAGAUUAUUUUGUGGAUGAAGAUCCUGCUCAACACGAGUCAGAUGAAGAAGCUGAGUCAGCACCUGACCAUGAGGAAGACGAAGAGGACAUGGACGCAGAGGAUUUUGAGGAGUAUGUGUAUAUAUUUGAGGUUGUUUAUUUUUUCCAUGAAGAUAUUGUACUGCUUUUGGUGCUUACGAUGGCUGAUUCUUUUGCACUGUGUAGAGAUGACUCUGAGAGCCGGAAAGCCAGAGACACUUUGCGCAAGGUGACCUUUGACCUCCCCAGUGAAAGCGAAGGAGAGGAUGUGGAGGACAUUCUGGGUGGGAAGUCUAAAAAUGUAACGAGAGAUACCAAGUCAGUGUUUGAGAAAAGACAAGAAAAGAUGGCAGAGAAGAUCGCUGAGCUGGAGAAAGCAGCGUUAGCUGAGAAGCCGUGGCAGCUGACCGGAGAGGUAACGGCACAGACUCGGCCAGAGAACAGCAUGCUAGAGGAGGAUGUGGAUUUUGAUCAAGCAUCCAGGAUGGCGCCUGCGGUCACGGAGGAGACGACGCUGCAGCUCGAAGAGAUCAUCAAGCAGAGAAUAAAAGACCAGGCCUGGGAUGAUGUCGUGAGGAAGGAGAAGCCAAAGGAGGAGGUAUUCGAGUAUAAGAAAAGGCUGACACUGGACCACGAAAAGAGCAAGCUGAGUCUGGCUGAAGUUUACGAGCAGGAGUACAUCAAGCAGAACCAGGAAAAGACCGAGGAAGAGGAGAAUCCAGCUCAUGUAGAAAUUCAAAAGCUUAUGGACUCACUCUUCCUCAAACUGGAUGCACUUUCCAACUUCCACUUCAUGCCAAAACCGCAUAUUCCUGAGGUGAAGGUAGUGUCCAAUCUGCCUUCAAUCACGAUGGAGGAAGUGGCUCCAGUCAGCGUCAGCAACACCACUCUUUUGGCUCCUGAGGAAGUCAAGGAGAAGAACAAGGCUGGAGAUGUUCUCGGUGACUCCGAGAAAACGGCCACCGAUAAGAAACGGGAGAGACGCAGGAAGAAGGUGGUGAAGCGGUUGAAGAUCCAGGAGCGUGAGAAGAGGAAGAAGCUUAAAGAAGCUGCGAGUGAAGGAAAGAUCACGAAAAAGUCAAAGGCCCAAGUGGAAGAGACUCUCAAAAAACUCGCUAAAGGAGGGAAAGCCAAAGUACUCACGGACGAUGGGAUGGACAAAGCGCUGCGCUCAUCUCAAGCCUUCUUCUCCCAACUUCAAGACCAAGUCAGGAGUCAAGUCAAGGGCUCAAAGGAUCAGGCUGCCAAAAAGAAGAAACAGAAAGUGGUUUCUGCCAGCAAGCUGAAGUUAUAAAGUUCUAAUUGUGUCGUGUAUCAUGUACAGUUUCUCUUUAUAAGAUGAGAAUGAAUCGAGCCCAGAUCUCCACAUGAUCUGGUCAUUUAUAUUAAAAUGGUUUUUGUCAUA